Dovyalis caffra is the source of this 2202-nucleotide messenger RNA. The record is from the annotation of a GenBank genome assembly. Lineage: Eukaryota; Viridiplantae; Streptophyta; Magnoliopsida; Malpighiales; Salicaceae.
AUGGCUAAACAGAGACUGCAUUGGGGUUUAACUGUGAUUGUGUUCUUGGCGAUUCUUGCUUUACAAGCUUGUGCUUCUACUGAUCCUCCUGAUGUCAUAGCACUUCAAGAUCUAUACAAGGCCCUGAGUAACCCACCACAGCUAAAGGGAUGGAGAUUGGAUGGAGGAGAUCCAUGUGGGGAAUCAUGGACUGGAGUCUCAUGUAUUGGGGCAUCUGUAAUACACCUUAAACUUCAGGGACUAAACCUCAGUGGGUUCCUUGGAACACAGCUGCAUUUUCUCCAUAGCUUGAGGCAUCUGGAUGUUAGCUCUAAUUACAUUGUGGGUGAAAUACCAUAUGCUUUGCCGCCUAAUGCCACUCAUAUAAAUUUAGCAUACAACUACUUGAGCCAAAGCAUACCCCUUUCCUUACCUAGUGUAGAGUUACUUCGGCAUCUGAAUUUGAGUCGCAAUUCAUUGUCUGGACCCGUUGGCAAUGUGUUUACUGGCCUACAUAACCUAAAAGAGAUAGACCUGUCAUCCAAUAACUUCACUGGAGAUUUGCCAAGUUCUUUUGGAUCUCUGACAAAUCUUACCAAAUUGUUCUUACAGAACAACCAAUUCACUGGCUCAGUUGUCUACCUGGCUAAUCUUCCACUAACUGACCUGAAUAUCCAAAGCAAUCACUUUAGUGGUGUAAUUCCAACUCAAUUUCAGUUAAUACCCAAUCUAUGGAUUGACGGAAAUCGGUUCCAUGAAGGAGCAAAUUAUCCUCCCUGGAAUUUUCCUUUGGAUAAUGGAUCCAUUGGGCAAAAUUUUAAUGAUCCCCCAACGACAGAGUCAAGUGCCAUCGAGAAUUAUGUCAAGGUAAAUGGACACAAGAAGAAAAAUUUGGGCCCCGGUGGAAUAGUUUGUGCGGUGGGUGCAGUAGCUCUGGUGGUGACAUGUGCUGCAAUCUUCAUUGCAAUGCGUAUUAAGCGAUCCCGCCAUUCUUGUUCUGUCAGGACAACCGGAGCAGCAUAUGAAGUGAACCCACAACUGUUGCCUCCCAGAUCUCCUUCCCUUCUUGGCCCAACGCAUAUCCCUCCUAUUUGCCACAACAGAAAUGAGAAGAUGUCAGCAAGAAAAAGUUUCUCGAAAUAUAAAGCCCCAGUGAGGGCAAAAAUUUACACAGUGGCAGAACUUCAGUUGGCGACAAACAACUUCAGUGAACUGAAUCUUCUUGGAGAGGGGUCUCUUGGUUCUGUUUACAGAGCCGAGUUCCCCAAUGGCCAGAUAUUUGUUGUGAAAAACAUCAACAUGGUAUCACUGUCUUUCCAAGAAGAAGAACAAUUAUUGGAUGUGAUUUGGACUGCAUCCCGACUGAGGCACCCAAAUAUUGUAACCCUCAUUGGCUACUGUGUAGAACAUGGGCAGCAUCUUCUCGUGUAUGAGUACAUCAGAGAUUUGUCUCUUCAUGAUGUUCUGCAUAGUGAUGCGUACAAGCCACUGUCAUGGAACAUUCGUCUUAAUAUUGCACUUGGUGUUGCUCGGGCUUUGGAGUACUUGCACUCCACAUUCUCACCUCCUGUGGCUCACGGCAAUGUAAAGGCUGCCAAUGUCUUACUUGAUCAGGAGCUUAUGCCUCGUCUAUGUGACACUGGCCUAGAUAUUUUGAGGCCACUGACAAGCAACAGUGUUAAAAUGAAGGCUUCUGAAAUUGCUAUUGGAGACACCGGCUAUAUUGCUCCUGAACAUGGGGAACCAGUAACUGACAACACGAAGAUUGACAUUUAUGCGUUUGGAGUGUUGCUUUUGGAGCUAUUUACAGGAAGAAGACCUUUUGAUGGCUCAAGACCAAGAGCAGAGCAAUCUUUGGUGAAAUGGGCUUCUACUCGGCUGCAUGACAAUGAGAGUUUGAUUCAGAUGGUUGAUCCAGGCAUCAAAAGAACGCUCACCUCCAAGACUUUAUCUCGUUUUGCAGACGUUGUAUCGCUCUGCAUUCAGCCUGAGAAGUUCUUCCGUCCACCUAUGUCUGAAAUUGUUUCAUCACUGACAAGUCUGCUGCAAAAAUUCACUGCUGCAAAAAGUGGCGCAAUGGAAGCUGCUGAAGUUGACUCUUUUGAGAGUCAAGCAACUGUUAUGUGGCUUUCCUUUCCAUUUCCUGUAUUGUCACUGUUUGCAGAAGGAAUUAGCCUUUUUGAGUCUAUUAAUGUGAUGAAUGGAGUUUACGAUCUAACAUGA